AUGACUGGACGCGGCAAGGGCGGCAAGGGUCUUGGAAAGGGCGGCGCCAAGCGUCACCGCAAGAUUCUCCGUGACAACAUCCAGGGCAUCACCAAGCCCGCAAUCAGACGCCUCGCCCGCCGUGGCGGUGUCAAGCGUAUCUCCGCCAUGAUAUACGAGGAAACUCGCAAUGUCCUCAAGACGUUCCUCGAGGGCGUCAUCCGCGAUGCCGUCACAUACACUGAGCACGCCAAGCGCAAGACCGUCACUUCCCUCGACGUCGUGUACGCACUCAAGCGCCAAGGUCGCACUCUAUACGGCUUCGGUGGUUAA
Molecule: messenger RNA, 312 nt
Organism: Cordyceps fumosorosea ARSEF 2679
Lineage: Eukaryota; Fungi; Ascomycota; Sordariomycetes; Hypocreales; Cordycipitaceae
Product: Histone H4
Exons: 2
Coding region: 1-312 (103 amino acids)
Biological process (GO): nucleosome assembly
Cellular component (GO): nucleosome
Molecular function (GO): DNA binding; protein heterodimerization activity; structural constituent of chromatin
Source: RefSeq, a predicted model, not a curated record